Geodia barretti is the source of this 1735-nucleotide messenger RNA. Lineage: Eukaryota; Metazoa; Porifera; Demospongiae; Tetractinellida; Geodiidae. The record is from the annotation of a GenBank genome assembly.
ACCGCUAAAUUGAUGGGCUGGGUUAGUAUGCGUUUACUCGGGGUCUCCCGCUCGCGUAGAGUCUGACACGAGCUAGCUACAGUCUUCACAGUAUCAUGUCAAGAAAUUCACUCAUAGAGUUACUGUUACUAAUGUCGAUGUUCUUGUGCACUACUGCCAUACCAUUGGAAGACUUCUACCCAUAUGGUCCAGAUGUUGGAGAUUCUAAAGUAGACCCGGCAAUUAAUCACAAUGGGCACAUUUCUUUUGGAGAUGUUGAUGUUACGGUGUGGUUGUUUGGUCAUAUCUUCUAUGGUGCAAACGGCAUUGACGUGUUUAUUAUUCCUCCAAAUGAUAUUGAUAAUGCUGGAGGAGCUGCCUGGUUUCGGAAAACCACCUCUCAAAGCACAAAGGAGAGAGCAUUGACUGACAUACAACGUGUAUAUCCCUCUGUGUCAUACAUUGACCAGAUUUUGAUUGCCACAUGGGAUCAUCUUCACCUUUUGUCUCAAAACUAUCAGACCAACACAUUCCAGGCUGUAAUAGCAACUUCUGGAAAUGAAACUUAUGUAAUGUAUCUCUACGCUGAUGGUCUCAUGCAAUGGAUAAGUGCAAUUGGCGGUAUUAUGAUUAUGGUGGUAUUUCUACUGCAAAUGUUGUGUAUGCUUCGGCAAUCGCCACCUUCGAGCUUCCCGGUUCUGAAACCUGCAGCAUCAUUCAUGUUACAUCAAGAUCUAAUGUCGGUAUUCCAGGAAUGUUUGUGUUUGAUCUGGACGGAACACACCCAGUUUUUGUCUCAGAAUGUAAAGAGGGCGAUGUUCGUCUAGUUGACAACAACAUGAACACCAAUGCCAGUGGUAGAGUGGAGAUGUGUCUGGGUAGUGAGUGGAGGGUAGUGGGAGAUGUGACCUGGGGAGUGCAGGAGGCUACUGUCGUCUGCAGACAGUUGGGACUACCAACUGAUGUGGUAGUGGUAGGAUGGAAUCUAAAGAGUGCAGGUGUUCCAAUAAACUGCACUGGCAAAGAGUCUUCACUGAUGGAUUGCAGUAGUGAGCCUGGUAAACGGGGUAAUUUUUCAAUGCCGCUCAGAUGCAGUGGAGGGGCCACAACAUCCACCUGCUUGGCUACUGACGACUGUGAGGAUUUCCUUGGACAAGACUCUUUAACAUUGCCAGCUGUUUGCUUUAACAGAUAUGGAAGUUGUGUUCCAUUCUCACCCUAUCUGUUGGGAAGUGGUGGUAUUCCUUGUGAUAGUGUCUAUGAGAGUGGAACUGACUAUGUGUACCUCAAGAAUAGUAGCGAGUCCUUCCAACCACUCAAUGUACUUGGGGAGAUUGAACAACAGCUAGGUGACAUAUUCUCCAAUCAUAACUGUACACUCUCAACUGUAAGAAUGAUAUGUCACUACUACCUGCCUCCCUGUGGAAACUCUACUCAUUUUGAGCCACCGACCUCAGUCUGCUCUGAUGCCUGUUAUCAACAAAGUCAGAUUUGCCCCUUUCACUGGACAUUUGUUGAAUCAAGACUUGGGCAAAUUGAGAGUAAUCCUCUGAACUGCUCACUUUCUGAAUCUGUUUUGAAUCCUAUCCCUCAUACAUCUUGCUCUAAUCCCGGAGUGUAUACAAAUGUGACUAUUGGUCUAAGUCAGACAGUGUACUCAGUGGUGGGAAGAAGAGGGUGUGGCUACAGUAUGUGCAUCUGUUCUCUCUGGAACUACUGCUGGAAGGACAUUCAGUGUCAGCUACCAAACUGUUGA